AUCCUCUACUGCCAACCAGUGUCCACCGGCAACCGCAGCCCCCGGGGGCAGUCAGGUAGGUCCCAGAGCCAGCCCACACCAGCCCCCCUGGCCCCCACAGGACUCAUUAUGGCUCCUGGCCACCAGUACGCCUAGCUCCGCUGGAAUCUGAGCACGGCCAAUACUAAUGAGGUGAAAAUAGGUGUUUGUGGUCAGCAUGUGCUGAUGCUACAAUUACUGUAGUCUCUUGCCAUGGUUCUCCUACAGCGACUGUGGGAAGAGUAUACAAAAUACUACAAUAAUCAACUAUACAUUCAUAAAUAACAAACAGGUAAUUUUCAGUAAUUGAUUCCCUUGAGUUUUAAUGACCAAGUGUUGAAAUACACUACAAGUUUACAUUUCCUGAUGUGCAGCAAAAUUCUCAACAACAAAAGAGUGAUCAAAUGAAGAUCCUACAUCUGUAUGUGAAGGCAGGGAAGUGCACAAAAAACUUCACAUCUUUUUGACUGAUUUUAAGGACCUGUUGAAUUUUUUUCAUCCAUCUCUAUGCAUGCUAGUCACGUUACCACCUUUCCUAAACCCUUUGUCUCAGGUUCAUCACAGGUAAAGACAGGUACCUGUAAAGUGGUGGACGCCCAUCGCUGCUGAAAUAAGAACAAGAUUGAGGAGCGCUCUCAAACAGUCAAGUGUUCCUGCUUCCCUGACCAGGUCGCCGGGACAACAAGGGCAAUGCCCUCUUGUGUUGAAGGUAGGAUGCUUCAUAUAAGAUGGUAGAGUUUCAGUACUUCAGGGGUUUGUAUUACACCAACAUAUUGUCAAUGUUACAGUUGUUAUCUCGCCCAUUUUUCCAGGCGGAAAUCAGUGUUUCUUGAAGUGCUCUCCAAACAACACGCUGCAUCUCAUCUCACUCCAAGUGACUGACUGCCCACUGUGCUGUGUUCUCUCCUGUUCUCUUCAGCAUCCAUCAUGCGUCAGAAGUGGUGGUACCAGAUGCAGCCCUGUUUAAAGGGAGAGGAGUGUAAAGUACUGCCUGAUCUCACUGGCUGGUCCUACAGCUCCGGAAACAAAGUCAAGACCACCAAGAUUAGUUUA
Coregonus sp. 'balchen' is the source of this 1071-nucleotide messenger RNA. Lineage: Eukaryota; Metazoa; Chordata; Actinopteri; Salmoniformes; Salmonidae. The record is from the annotation of a GenBank genome assembly.